AUGAAAUGCUAUAACAAAUUCACUAAAAAUGUGACAAAACAAUUUAUUCGUCGUAACAGCACAGGAAGUUCAAAGAUUUCCAAGCCCUAUGGCCAACCGAGUGACAAUUCAAAUCACAGAAAACCUAAUAUGUUAAAUGUCAUUAGACGAUCUGCGAGACGUACCCUGGGCACUAUACGUGAUAUGUUGAAACCUUCGAAUUCAUCCACCUCAGUCGUGUCAAACUCAUCGGAUGUUAAUGAAACCAAAUACGAAUCACAGUGUGAUGAUCAAUGCUUUGUACCCCCGGAUCAGAUCGCAUCCUUAACAGCACCUUUGUUAGAUGAAGGUCUAGAUGGAAAUGAUGAGGAUCAUGGCCUUGUUCACGCCGAAUCUAAUUCCUCAAAUUCUCUACGAUAUGUCACCCUAUCAAAAUCUAGUCAAGAUAGCACAUUCGGUUUAUUUGUUACAAAAUCUAACCUGGGUUAUCGUGUGACACGUUUAACGGUGCGAUUAAUUCUAAACAAUUCAAGUCCAUUGCGUAUUGGUGAUGAAAUUAUCCAAGUGAAUGGCAUAGAUUGCAGACAAUUAGAUAUUGAUCAGAUGCAAGAAUUAUUUCGACAGAAUCAAACUAUUCAGCUGACAAUCAUUGAUGAAUAA
Trichobilharzia szidati is the source of this 639-nucleotide messenger RNA. Lineage: Eukaryota; Metazoa; Platyhelminthes; Trematoda; Strigeidida; Schistosomatidae. The record is from the annotation of a GenBank genome assembly.